AUGAUUUGUUUUUGGUUUUGGUUGAGUCAACAACAGCAAGAGAUACGCUUCCAUCAAUACGACACGGAGAUCUCCACAGUGAGGCCAUCAUUGGACGGGCUUCACUUUAUCGACGCAGCCCAUCCUUACAUACGUGCACAUGACAAAAGAACAAGUUUACAGAAUAAAACUGCGAAAUCUGGACUACCACCACUGUUGGAUCACACGAGCGCAGAGCCUAUCUCUUUGCUUACCCAAGUUGAUGACGAAGAAUAUGUCAUACUUCCAAACGCAACAUCGCUCGUGGCUAUUCGAACAAAAGAUCUCGAUCCUCAUUCUCGGCAUCUCAUCCGAAUAAUUGCACCAAUGGUCGGCAGGGACACGGUAGAAACGUUUCAGUUCCUGGGAGUCUGGCUAGAUGAAGGCGGGCAACUCAUUCCAGUCCAAGACCCCAUGGCGUCAACCAGAAAUGCACAAUUACACACAAAAGAUAUUGCCAGUGAGGAGUUCGGUUUUCCCAUAAGUGACCUACCCCUACAAAAUACCCCGCAGCGCAAGAUGUUGGAGAUUCUUACGGAUCUACCUGGUUCUAUGACAGGUCUAGACAGGCGAAAGCAUCGGAUUUCUUCCAAUCUUGCAACUGGAAUAUUGGGAGGAGUUAUGGGCUGGGAAUAUUUGACGGGUGAGAUGUUUGGCAGUGAUCAUGUAACUAUUGGUAUGGAUGGGAUGUGCCUGGUACAAGAUUGUAUCGGCGGCAGAGGCACUCCGGCAGGAUUGGCAGAUAUUCUCAACAUCGGUAAUGCCGACUGGGAGUCAUUCCGAAUAUAUAAUGAGCAAUACAAUCUGACGACGUGGGAUUUGAGCGUACUUUUCGAAGAAACCUAUGUUUCCUUAAUCAAAGCAAUCAGAACCUUGGCGUACCCCAAGUACUCCUCCACUAUGGCCGAGACCGCGCAAUAUGACUAUCCCCAACAUAGAGCAGUUGAUAUUCCGAUAUUUGUGAUGAGACCAUUUCGCGGACAGCUGGAGCAAUCAACGCACUCUGUAGUUGAUCGUCUCCAAUUUGAGGGAGAUAAAUCUGUGUUCUGGCUCGAUACUUCAGGUUGGCUGAAUACCGAUCUUGAUUUCGAGGGACGGCCAGAGGAUCAAGAUUUUUUCCUUGAUGAAGAAAGCCCUCGAAAGGAAUGGCGUCUGACGGAGAGGGGAAAUCAGCGCGUUGCAAUCCUGCUACACAUGCAUGUUUGCAGAUAUCUUGCACAAGAAGCGGAGAAAUGUGCAUUCUUAGCUCCGGAGGCAUAUCAAGGUGGAAAUGUUGAUCCGGUUGCAAUGCAUUUCGAUGAAUACAUGAGAAAUGAGAAAGAGAGGAGGUUGAAAAAGUUAUUCUGGGUAUCCCCAGAGGAUGAAGGAAAGGUCCAAGUCAAAUAA
Sclerotinia sclerotiorum 1980 UF-70 is the source of this 1404-nucleotide messenger RNA. RefSeq lists its product with no specific name. The transcript is spliced from 4 exons. The coding region runs from base 1 to 1404 and encodes 467 amino acids. The record is from RefSeq and is a predicted model, not a curated record. Lineage: Eukaryota; Fungi; Ascomycota; Leotiomycetes; Helotiales; Sclerotiniaceae.